UCAAACGAUGUAAUAAAAUGCUGAUCUAUCUCAACUCCUUCUGAGUGUUGCAUACACAUGUGCAAACUUGAUAUAGCCUUGAACUAUAUGUGGUGUAGGGUGUAAAAAUAUUGAUUUGAUAUUUGUAUCUAUGAAACGAAAUUUUCAAGUAGCCUUGGAUUUUGUGGCUAUAGCGAAUGUGUUUUGCAGUGCAUGUAAAUGUUUUUUUCUACAUGACAUGACAUUAAAGUUUUUUCUGGGUAUGUGUACAAUAUUGGCCAGGAUUUAAUUGCGUUCCCCAAUCUUGGCAGAAAACGACGGGAGUAAGCUUUCAUUUUCCAAGCGAAUCGACUAUCAUUAGUAACUUAAUCGCCACAUAUUAUACCAACGUAAAAAUUUAUCAUCAGAAUUUUGAUUUUCAUUGAGUAAUCGAAGAAAACAGUUUUGUAUUAUUUUGCAGGACAUUUUCCUUGGUCGAACGUUGUUGACUUCUGACAAACUUUAACCUAAUUUGAUAUUCGCGUAUUAAUGGAUUCCGACGAAGAUUCUUUUGCAAUGGAUAAUGUGGAUUCAGGUAACGUGUCAUCGGGUGACGAUAAUGAUGAUGAUUUUGCAUUGGAAGUUGAUAUGCCGUCGUCGCACGAAUGCCAGACCGAAGCGGAAGAAUAUCAAUAUGAGGUUUUGACGACAGAAGAAAUCGUACAACACCAGCGUGAGACCAUCGAUGAAGUUAAUAACGUUCUAAAGUUAUCGUCGACCAUAACACGUAUAUUAUUGAAUCACUUUAAAUGGGAUAAAGAAACACUUUUGGAGAAAUAUUUUGAUAGUAAUAUGGAGGAGUUUUUUAAACGUGCUCAUGUCAUAAAUCCAUUCAAUAAAAAGCCGUCUAAUAUCAAUCGGCAAAAGGAUUCCAAUAAUCAUACGGCUGAAGAAUGUAAAAUUUGUUUCUCCCAUUUGUCCGCGGACUCAAUGACUGGUUUAGAGUGCGGUCAUCGAUUUUGUUUGACCUGUUGGUGCGAGUAUCUAACAACGAAAAUAAUUACCGAAGGAUUAGGUCAGUCGAUAUCGUGUGCCGCACACGGAUGUGAUAUUUUAGUCGAUGACGUCACUGUUACUAAAUUGGUACACGAUCCCCGUGUUCGUAUAAAGUAUCAGCAAUUGAUUACCAAUAGCUUUGUCGAAUGCAAUCAAUUGUUGCGCUGGUGUCCGUCCGUUGAUUGCACUUACGCCAUUAAAGUUGCUCACGUCGAACCGCGUCCAGUGCGCUGCAACUGCGGCCACGAGUUUUGUUUCGUUUGCGGCGAAAAUUGGCACGAUCCUGUUAAAUGCCUUUGGUUAAAGAAGUGGAUUAAAAAAUGUGAUGACGAUUCCGAGACUAGUAAUUGGAUAGCGGCCAAUACCAAGGAAUGUCCCAAAUGCAAUGUAACAAUCGAAAAGGACGGCGGCUGCAAUCAUAUGGUGUGUAAAAAUCAAAAUUGUAAACAUGAUUUUUGUUGGGUAUGCUUGGGCUCGUGGGAACCGCACGGUUCAUCGUGGUACAAUUGCAAUAGAUACGACGAAGACGAAGCCAAAGCAGCUAGAGGUGCACAAGAGAAACUACGUUCAUCGUUGUCAAGGUAUCUCCAUUACUAUAACCGUUACAUGAAUCAUAUGCAAUCGUUAAAAUUUGAAAAUAAAUUAUACGCUUCGGUCAAACAUAAAAUGGAGGAAAUGCAACAGCACAAUAUGUCAUGGAUUGAAGUGCAAUUUUUAAAAAAAGCCGUAGAUAUAUUAUGCCAAUGCCGUCAGACUCUUAUGUACACUUAUGUGUUUGCUUAUUAUUUAAAGAAGAACAAUCAAUCGAUGAUAUUUGAGGAUAAUCAAAAGGAUUUAGAAUCUGCAACCGAGAAAUUAUCCGAAUAUUUGGAACGUGACAUAACGUCAGAGAACUUGGCCGAUAUCAAGCAAAAAGUUCAAGAUAAAUAUCGAUAUUGCGAGAAACGUCGUAAUGUUCUAUUGGAUCAUGUGCAUGAGGGCUAUGAAAAGGAUUGGUGGGAAUAUCUAGAAUGACCAUCGUCUUUCGAUUAACAUAAUUGAAGUAGAAAUGACAAGAAUCAUAAAA
This is a messenger RNA of Glossina fuscipes, 2080 nucleotides long. RefSeq names its product E3 ubiquitin-protein ligase ariadne-1-like. Lineage: Eukaryota; Metazoa; Arthropoda; Insecta; Diptera; Glossinidae. Gene Ontology annotation, molecular function: ubiquitin protein ligase activity; zinc ion binding; ubiquitin conjugating enzyme binding. The transcript has a single exon. The record is from RefSeq and is a predicted model, not a curated record. The coding region runs from base 508 to 2028 and encodes 506 amino acids. Gene Ontology annotation, biological process: positive regulation of proteasomal ubiquitin-dependent protein catabolic process; protein polyubiquitination; ubiquitin-dependent protein catabolic process. Gene Ontology annotation, cellular component: nucleus; cytoplasm; ubiquitin ligase complex.